AGUCAAUUUGAAUGUGAUAACAGAACAAACAACACACAACAAAUAGUAGCUUUAUUUUGGUUCAGUUAAUUUCGUUCAGUAUUGUUCUCUUAUCAUCAUCAUCCCGUUUGCAUCCUGUUGUCAGGCAUUAGCAGUGAGUCGCUUUUUCAUCUUACUAUAAUGCAACACACAGUGAAUAAUAAGUGAACAAAAAUAACCAAAGAAACUCAUCGUAAUAUAUUCUUUAAAUAAAUACCAGAAGCAAAAGCAACUAUUAAGAGUCAUCGAUUUGAGUUUGAUUUAACUGGAAUUAUCAACUUGUUUGUAUUUGAACUACACAACUUUGAAUUAAUAGUAUUCUCAAUUUUGAUGAGGACACUGAUAUCUGUAUGAAACGAAGAAAUUGAAAAUGAAGUGCAUUUUCUUAGUUUUUUAUCUUAUAUCAAUAAUCAAUACCCGUUCAGUGCAUUGUGGUCUCUUCGACAUUUUAACCAAAGAUAAUGGCGAAGACGUGACUUCAAAUGAAAAAGUCAUAUUCACAGAACCGGAACUAUUGCAGGCCAUUGAUUUGGCUCAAUUUUCCUACAACCAAUUGAAAACCAUGGAAGAAAGUAUAUCAAAUUCACGGAUUCAACUAUCUAAUACAAGCUCAUCAUAUGCACAAUAUUUGGAGAAUUUACCAAACAAUUACACGAAGGAAUACGAUAAAAUUGCUCAAAUCGUUCUUAAAGCGAGCAAAUAUUUGCUGAAUAACAAUUGUAAAAAAGCUGGCUUAGAUGAUAAGAAAUGCGUUGAAGCUAUAUCAACAUAUAAACUACCGAAGUGUGACUUACUUGAACAAUGCGAACAAUUAAAUAAAACAACAAUGAGCAUAAAAUCAUAUCGGCGUCUUUUACCAGCUCACUAUGCCGAUGGAUUGUCAAAAAUGUUCGAUUUGCCGUCACCAAAAAAUAUUAGCAAUUCAUUUUUUGAUUUGACGCGGCCGGACGUAGAUUUAAUCAAUGAGGAAGCGGCGACUUACGAAGGUGUUGUGGACGAAGAACGAAACGUUGCACUAGUACAAUGGUCACAGUUCAUAGAACAUGACUUAGUGAAAACCGUUUUUCAAAUCAUGAGUAAUGGCAAUCCAAUUGAAUGUUGUCAAGACGAUGCAACAAAUGCUCCGCCACGUUAUCGACAUCCAGCAUGUUCACCGCUUAUGGUGGAUGUGAGUGGAGAAGACUAUAAUCGAUUACCUUCAUGUUUGAAUUACGUACGCAGUGCGCUUAAUGUAAACGAAGAUUGUUCGUUUGGGCCAGCACAACAGAUCAAUCAAGCAUCAAAUUACUUGGAUUUGUCGCAAUUGUACGGCAAUGCCGAAGAUAUAACCGACACAUUGCGUACAUUUUAUAACGGUGAAUUGAAAAUUUCGAACGACCCGUUGAGUCCAACUUUGCCUGAAAUUGAUGACAUCGAAGACAAUCAUUUGUGCAUGCACAAUACGACCAUUGACACAGUAUGCUAUAAAUCUGGUGAUUCACGGGUAAAUGUUAAUCCAUAUGUGACCACACUCUACACACUAUUCUUGCGAUCACACAACCGCAUUGCAAAACAAUUACAAAAAGAGCAUCCAACAUGGAACGAUACUGAACUGUUUGCAUAUGCACGACGCAUUAAUGUUGGCAUUUAUCAGAAAAUUGUGUAUAGCGAAUGGUUGAAUAUUGUGCUUGGUAUAAGCGAAGCAGCCACCAUCAACAACAGAAAUCCAACAACUUGCAUCAAUGAUGGAAAAGUCAGCAAUGAAUUUGCCACGGCUGGCAUUCGAUUUUAUUAUUCAAUGAUGCCGGGCGAUCUAAAAACAACAAAGGAUGUUAGUUAUUUUGUUCGACAAAACAAUAUCAUCAUUCGACCAAUGACUGAAGAAAAUAUUUUAAAAUUGAAAGAAGAAUAUUACAAACCCAGAGAUUUGGCCGAAGACGAAGAAUUGGAGAACAUCAUCGAUGCCAUUUUGAAACAGAAAGCAAUGGCUAUGGAUACUGGAUACGUAGCAGAUGUUGCUAAACACUAUUAUCGAUUCCAAAACAAUCAACAAAAGGAUGUUGGCACCGACGUUUUGGCUUUGGAUAUUCUACGAGGUCGUGAUCAUGGUUUGAGCACCUACACAAAAUACUUGGAGCGAUGCACAAAAACUACCAUUCAAAGCUGGACGGAUUUGAAGUCAUACAUAAACAACGAGGAUUUGGAGAGAUUGAAGUUAAUUUAUACAGAUUACGAUAAAGUGGAUUUGAUUAUGGGUGCCAUUGCAGAACAGCCGAAACCAGGUGCAACUAUCGGUGAAACAUUCUCAUGCAUCAUUGGUGAACAAUUGACAAAUACACGUUGCAGUGACAAAAACUUUUACUCGAACUUGAAUGAUCCAAUUUUCAAGCAAUUUGUGGACAAUUACACAGGUGCCAAAUUAAUUUGUGAUACAACACGACUGACAAGAGUCCCCCGCAACAUAUUCCAUGUGCCAUCCGAAAAAAACCCAAUGAUCUAUUGCAAGGACAUCUAAUGGAUACAUAUGUAAUGCGCAUAACUCAAGGAUACAGACACAUGACAAUAAUACAACAAAAAUAUAUUAUAAUCGAAUUUUUACCAAGCUUAUGAUUAUCUCUAUUCAAUAAAUUUCAUCACACGAGAUGAAACAAUCGAUAUACAA
Messenger RNA from Contarinia nasturtii (swede midge), 2659 nucleotides. RefSeq names its product peroxidase. Gene Ontology annotation, molecular function: heme binding; peroxidase activity. The transcript is spliced from 14 exons. Bases 389 to 2512 code for a protein of 707 amino acids. The record is from RefSeq and is a predicted model, not a curated record. NCBI's taxonomy places the organism in Eukaryota, Metazoa, Arthropoda, Insecta, Diptera, Cecidomyiidae. Gene Ontology annotation, biological process: response to oxidative stress.